Messenger RNA from Scatophagus argus, 1787 nucleotides. Its product is annotated as G2/mitotic-specific cyclin-B2-like. Gene Ontology annotation, molecular function: cyclin-dependent protein serine/threonine kinase regulator activity. Gene Ontology annotation, cellular component: cyclin-dependent protein kinase holoenzyme complex; cytoplasm; nucleus. Bases 134 to 1321 code for a protein of 395 amino acids. Gene Ontology annotation, biological process: mitotic cell cycle phase transition; regulation of cyclin-dependent protein serine/threonine kinase activity. NCBI's taxonomy places the organism in Eukaryota, Metazoa, Chordata, Actinopteri, Scatophagidae. The transcript has 8 exons. The record is from RefSeq and is a predicted model, not a curated record.
GUCUCGAUGUUGUUUACUUACAGAAGUCGGUGUUGCUGUUCAUGGAUCUUGUCGGUAAGUCGUGGUAGACGCUAAAAAUCGCCGUGUUGAUCCUUUGAGUCACUCUUUGCUCUCGUUGAGGCCGACGUUAAACAUGUCGUCUGUGGGAGUUCUUCAUAUGCUUCCAGCCGCAGAGAACCCGGUGAAGAUGAGUAAAACCGCGGCUGCAGGUCCGAGGAGAGCUGCUCUUGGAGAGAUUACCAACGUUCCUGAAGCAGCAGUCAACGCAAAGAGGUCGGGCCGAGCCAAAGCAUCAGCCAAAGCAUCAGCCAAAGCUUCUUGUGGCCAAAAAGCUGCACCCACUCAGGCGGUUCAUCCAGCAGUCCGGGUCCAGGCACCUGCAGACCCCCUCCCUCCAGUUUCAGAGGAGUCUGCUGACGUGUCCAUGAAGGAGGAGGAGCAGCUGUGCCAGGCUUUCUCUGAAGCGCUGCUCGCCGUGGAGGACGUCGACGAGCAGGACGCAGACCUGCCACAGCUCUGCUCGCAAUACGUCAAAGAUAUCUAUAAUUAUCUGCACGACCUGGAGGUGCAGCAGGCCGUACGAGCCAACUACAUGCAGGGUUAUGAGAUCACCGAGCGCAUGCGAGCUCUUCUCAUCGACUGGCUGGUCCAGGUUCACUCCAGGUUCCAGCUGCUGCAGGAGACUCUGUACCUCACAGUUGCCAUCCUGGAUCGUUUUCUCCAGGUCCAGCCGGUCUCUCGCAGAAAGCUGCAGCUCGUCGGCGUGACUGCCAUGCUGGUGGCCUGUAAAUACGAGGAGAUGUACGCUCCGGAGGUCGGAGACUUCGCCUACAUCACGGACAACGCGUUCACAAAGUCUCAGAUUCUGGAGAUGGAGCAGGUGGUCUUGAAGAGCCUCGGUUUCCAGCUUGGACGUCCUCUUCCAUUGCACUUCCUCAGACGGGCGUCCAAGGUGGCCAGUUCUGAUGUAGAGCGACACACGCUGGCCAAGUACCUGAUGGAGCUGACCCUCCUCGACUACCACAUGGUGCACUAUCGGCCCUCCGAGAUCGCUGCCGCCUCCCUGUGUCUCUCCCAGCUGCUGCUUGAAGGGCUGCCGUGGUCUCCUACGCAGCAGCACUACUCGACAUACGACGAGGCCCAUCUGAAGCCGAUCAUGCAGCACAUCGCCAAAAAUGUCGUGAUGUUGAACGACGGGAAGACAAAGUUCCUGGCUGUGAAGAACAAGUACUCGAGCAGCAAACUGAUGAAGAUCAGCCUCAUCCCUCAGCUGAAGUCGGCCGUCGUCAGGAACUUGGCGGCUGCUGUGCUCAAUUCCUGAGGUGAACUUUUACCUGUCGGAGGACGUUUCUCGUGUACAGUAUUUUUAUAUUGUGAUUGUGACUUGUGGCGGAACACCUACUUUUAAUAAAAUGUUUUUAUAAUUUUUGACACAAGCGUUGGUUUGUUCAGAAAUCUGGUACUCGGUGGUUUCCCUGCAGAAAUCUUUCACCCCCCCAGCAAAGAGUGGACACUGAGAGUGGGAUUUGAAACUAAACUAAAAUCAUCUGUGAUCUUGUCUAGUAACUGGAACGGUGUUCCACCUCAGUGUCUGAAGCCUUAUUUGUGUUUUGGUUUUCCUCUGGAUAUUUGCAAAGUUACAUGUGAUUUUGAUGUCCUGUUAUGUCUGUUUUCCAUAUUUUGUGCAAUAAUGUACAUUCAGGUUGUGGCCUACAUUUCAUAGUGUUCAACUUAUGGAUGUUUAUAAUUUUGAUCUCCAUUCAGAUUAAAUUGUUUUGAUAAUCACA